GCUUGGUGUAGGUUGUGUUAUAAGUUGGGAUUAGGACAAGUCUAGUGAAACUGAAAAUAGUGAAUAGUACACAAAAUCAAAAACAGCCACACUUGUGAGGUGAGCAACAAAACAAACACACUUUCCUUCCACCAUUUCAUUUACAAAGUAACUAACUCAUCACAAACAAAUUCAACUAACUUCAAUUCCAUUUCUUCAUCCAAUCAAUUCAAUCAAUGGUUUCUUCUGUUUCUGCUUCUCACCUCUGUAUUUCAACAAUCACAAAUUGUUCCAUUCCUUCUUCUUCUUCUUCUUCUUCUUCUUCAUGGAAAGUUUCAACAACCUCACGCAUCACGUGGCAGAAGCGUGGCUAUUGUAGAGCUAUGGUUCAAGUUCAAACUGGUGCACCUGCUGCGUAUGCUAAGGAAAUGGAACGUCUUUCAGCUAAAGAAUCGCUUCUUCUUGCUUUUAAAGAUGCAGGGGGUUUUGAGGGCUUAGUCUCUGGGAAGACAACUGAGUAUCAAAGAAUUGAUGUGAAUGAAAGGAUAACUGGUCUUGAGCGGCUCAAUCCAACACCUCGGCCCACAACGUCACCCUUUCUGGAAGGGCGAUGGAACUUUGAGUGGUUUGGUCCUGGAUCUCCUGGGUUGCUUGCUGCUAGGGUUAUAUUUGAGAAUUUUCCUUCAAGUUUAGCUAAUUUAUCAAAAUUGGAUGUCUUUAUCAAGGACGGAAAUGCAAAGAUUACUGCAAACACAACAUUUUUAAACUCGAUAGAAAGCAGUAUUAUUCUCUCAACCAAAUUAUCUGUGGAGGGGCCACUUAGAUUGAAAGAGGAGUAUGUUGAAGGGAUUCUUGUGUCACCGACAGUUUUGGAAGACAGAGUCCCAGAUCAGCUUAAAGGUGCACUCGGGCAAGCAGUUAAUGCUUUACAACAGCUUCCGGCACCUUUACGCGAUGCUAUUGCCAAUGGGCUAAAAGUUCCUCUAACUGGAAGCUUUCAGAGACUCUUCAUGAUUUCUUAUCUGGACGAGGAGAUACUUAUAAUAAGGAACACAUCUGGGAUUCCAGAAGUUUUAACGAGACUCGAUUCAUUGCCAUCAUCCCCGGGAGAAACAAGUCUAGAAUAUGAAAGCUAGUAGUUCUGUAUUGUAUGUGAAUUAUUUUACCCCGGUAUUCGAGGUGUUAAAGUCAGAUUCUUUGUCCUUACAAGAAUUCUCAGUAUCACAACAAAAGUGAUUCUAUGAUGUAGAGCUUGAGUAAUGCUAUUGAAGUUCUGCCUUUUUUCUUUUUUUUUGAUGAAGUGAAAACAACUUGUUACAUUUAUAAGUUGUUUUCAGGUUUUUUAGAA
Trifolium pratense (red clover) is the source of this 1327-nucleotide messenger RNA. RefSeq names its product probable plastid-lipid-associated protein 13, chloroplastic. The record is from RefSeq and is a predicted model, not a curated record. The transcript is spliced from 7 exons. NCBI's taxonomy places the organism in Eukaryota, Viridiplantae, Streptophyta, Magnoliopsida, Fabales, Fabaceae. Bases 216 to 1115 code for a protein of 299 amino acids.